Messenger RNA from Bursaphelenchus okinawaensis, 2274 nucleotides. The record is from the annotation of a GenBank genome assembly. NCBI's taxonomy places the organism in Eukaryota, Metazoa, Nematoda, Chromadorea, Rhabditida, Aphelenchoididae.
AUGGCGAUGGGUAUACCUAAAUCCGGCUACUCCCGUUUUAUGAAGGAGGGAGCUAUGCACUUCAAGGGAUUGGACGAAGCUGUUCAGCGAAACAUUGAAGCUUGUGUGGAGUUGGCUAGUCAAAUCAAGACUGCGUAUGGACCAAAUGGCAUGAACAAGAUGGUAAUCAACCAUUUGGAACGUGUUUUCGUUACGAAUGAUGCUGCCACGAUCUUGAAGGAGCUCGAGGUUCAGCACCCAGCUGCCAGGAUGUUGGUUAUGGCUACUGAAAUGCAAGAAAAGCAGAUUGGCGACAACACCAACACUGUUUUGAUCUUUGCCGCUGCUUUGUUGGAAAGUGCUAAUGAACUCAUCAACAUGGUAAUUAUAAGUUUUAUUUGUUUUUUGUAAAUUUAGGAUUAAAUUUUUAAUUUAUUGGCAAAUGGUGAAUAUCAACUGUAUUAAAUAUUUAUAAUUGUUGCUUACAAACCAAGUGUAAUGUCUAUAUUUUAGGGUUUGAAACCAGUGGAAAUUGCUAACGGAUAUGAAUUGGCAUUUGAGAAAGUUGCUGAGAUUCUGCCUGAACUUGUUGUUGACAAAGAGUUUGAUUUGUACGACAUUGAGAAGGUGAGAAAGGUUCUGAAGGCUUCAAUCAUGUCAAAACAGUACGAUCACUACGAACUCAUCGCUGAUUUGGUGUCUGCUGCUUGUGGUAAGUUGUUACUUAAUUUUUAUGGGAAAGUCGUAUUGUGUUUAUGGCUUAUGAAAAUAUUUUUAGUGAAAACCGUGCCAAAGAAGUCUGGCAACUUCAACGUAGACAACAUUCGUGUUGUUAAGAUUUUGGGAGCUGGUGUUGGAGCUUCUCAUGUUAUGAAUGGCAUGGUGUUCAGAAGAGGAGCUGAAGGUGAUAUUAAGAAAGUAUCUAACGCUAGAGUUGCUGUCUUUGCUUGUCCAUUCGAUCUGACUCAAACUGAGACUAAGGUAAGAAUUGUUUUCAAGUUUAUGUUAUUUAUAGUCUCCUCAAUGAUAGGAGUGUUUUAUAUAUUUCUGUUUUAGAAUCAAAAGCUUUUCAAAGUUUUUAAGAAUCUCUUUUUAAAAAUUUAGCAAUAGUGAUUUUUAGGGCACAGUUUUGAUGGAAAACGCUGAAGACCUUUUGUCUUUCUCGAAAACUGAAGAAUCUGAAGUUGAAAAGCAGGUCAAGGAGUUGGCUGAUCGAGGUGUUAAUGUUGUUGUAGCUGCUGGUAAAUUUGGAGACAUUUACUUGCACUAUUUGAACCAAUACAAGAUUAUGGGAGUUAGGUUAACAUCCAAGUUCGACAUGAGAAGGUUGUGCAGAACCAUUGGGGCUCAAGCUCAGGCUAGAAUUGUAAGUUUUUUGAUUUUUAGGUAACAUUCUUUCGGUGUUUGGUAUAUCUUAUGUUCUGUUGAAAAAUAUGUUCACAAAUAAAUUUCUGGUAUUUUUUUGUAAUUAUACUGUUUUAGAACGCUCCAACUGUUGACUUGUUGGGAGACUGCACUGAAGUGUACAUCCAAGAGAUCGGAGGUGACAAUGUUGUUGUAUUUGACAGAAAGGACGAUCUUAGCAAGGUCGCUACUGUUGUUAUCAGGGGAUCGUCACAAUCUUUAAUGGAUGAUGUCGAGAGAGCUGUAGAUGAUGCUGUUAACACAUACAAAGCACUCACCAGGGAUACUAGAGUAAGUAUCUUAUAAAUAUUUAAACUUUAUCUUUUGUUUUAUGGGUAUAACUAAAUACUUAUUUUUUACAUAUUUUUUAGCUAGAAUGGUUUUUUAAUUAUUGUUUUAGUUGUUGGCUGGUGGAGGAGCUAUUGAAAUCGAAUUGGCGAGAAGAAUUGAGCUGAUCGGCGAGAAAUAUGAAGGCCUUGAACAAUAUUCUAUUCAGAAGUUUGCUCAUGCUUUGGAAACCUUGCCUAAACUGUUGGCUGACAAUGCCGGUCUCAAGGUAAGACUUACAUUUAGGUUAUAAGUCGUAUUCUUUUUUGUUUUUAAGACAUCUUUAACUCAAUAUUUUAGCCAACCGAAGUCCUGUCAAACCUUUACGCUGCCCACCAGAACGGUAAUAUUACUCACGGUAUUGAUGUAGCCACUGGAGCUUUGGUCGAUUCCGUAGAGAACAAUGUCUUUGACCUGUUCAACUCGAAACUAUUGGCCUUCAAGCUGGCCACAAAUGCUGCUGCCACAGUCUUGAAGGUAGACCAAAUUAUUAUGUCGAAACCGGCGGGCGGACCACCAGUGAGAGGACCCAAACCUCAGGAUGAAGAUGAUGGAAUGGCCUAA